AUUCAACCUCACUAUUAAGGAACACUGCAUUUUACACGCACAAACACAUCUUGGCCUGUUAUGGUAUUGCCGUCUAUUAGCGCGAGACAAAAAUAGCCGCCGGCUACGAGACGAAAAGCGAUCAUCCCAGACCGUUUUGCUUCACAACCGUCAAUCAGUACUCCUACUAAUAAAACGCUCACCCAUAUAUAUCAUCUAAUCUCGAGUUGUUUAUUCUUCGGUUCUUCGCAAUGGAUCCGACAACAACUCUUGUCACAUUCAUGUUUCAGACGGAGCCAUCUGUCCAAUCCGUGCGCCUCAUUGGCUCCUGGGAUAAUUUCACAAUGUGCUAUAGCAUGGAACGGGACGCCCGACGUGGCCAAGGCCAAUGGAGAGGAUGCUUCACGUUCCAGAAUAUAGUCUGCGAUGAAGAGAACCCACACCAUAACACGAGGAGUGGUGGUCUCAAGAUGGGCCAGACAUACUACUACUAUUACGAAGUAGACGGCUCAACUGAGACCUUUGAUGCAACAAUGCCUUGCACAACCAUGUGCCCCUAUAUGCCCGGGCAAACCGUCAAUACUCUCUAUGUUCCUGUUGAGCGCUCAUCACGGACCCGAAGUGCAUCAGCAAACUCGAUGCGUGCAGAGGAUUUCAGAACCAUGGAUCCAGCAACAAAGUUUAUGAAGCCGUUACCGCCAACGCCUCUGCUGCCAAGCAUAUACAACCGCCGAGCUCUAUCUGCCCCGACUUCACGCCCUUCAUCAUCGUCAUCUCGCCCAUCAUCUCCACCUACAUGGAAGAGACUCUUCUCACGCAAGCCGCAGACAUCGGAAGGCCUACAUCGCCCGUCUGCUAGCCAUGGAGAAACAUCCUUUGCUUCCUCCUUCACCAUUUACGAUAACGUCAUUACUAUCCCCACGCGUGAAAAUCGCCAUGGCCGAACUACGUCGUCGCUUAGUGAGGGUGCCAAGGCAAGAGACAUCUCUCCGAGUUCCCUGGCCCGUAUCUUACGCGAAGACCGACUUGCUCCUCGCCGUCCCAGUCACUCAGCCCAGCCACCGCCAUUGGUAAUUCCCGACGACGUCAUUGAAGAGGAUGAAGACGACGACAACUUUGCUGUUUCCGCUGUAUCAGAAAGUUUGCCUUUUGUCACUGGCCUAUCGCCGCCCCCCUUUCAACGCUCUACGUCAUCCGAGUCCAUCAAGCAUGAUACUGAAAUAAGCAGCUUUCCUACAUACAUGGUCAAGCCUCAGCUUUCAGUUCAGCCACCUUCUUUCGAUCGAAACCAGCCUCUAUCUGCCGUGGUCAAUGAGACAAACUCGGCGCCUCACUGGUCUGUUUCAACAAAAGACAAGGUCACCACAAGUCCCAUACAGGAGGAUGUUCCCAUGAGCUUCUACGACGAUGAGGAUGACGACGACGACGUCAUGUCUAGCAACGAGGACGAAGUUCAUUUCCCUGCUAUUCCCACUUCAAAGACUCGACUACACUCGUUCAGAGGCUAUAGCCUACCACGCCACAUUGAAGAGAAGAAGGAUACAUUCGCCUCUCAUCAAUCUUUUGCAACUCCCAUUUCUCCGAAAUUGGUACCCAGCGGAACCAAUUUGCUGAACACACACAUCGAGGCCGGCCUUGAUGACUUUGUCAGCGAGCUGGGCUGGAUUGUCGGUACUAUUGGCACGACUGACAGCCCCUAGCUUGCUCAGCGAGGAUUUUCAAGGUACCUUAUCUGCCCGGAUUCCUUUCUAUGCACCUGUACACACACAUGCAUCACAUUAUUUUACAGCGGUCAAACAGAACGCAUGACAUUCUCUAUUGCUCAAAAGUAGCCGGAGUUUACACAUCGAUUUUCUUAUAAUAUUGCCUUGUAUAAGUACUCUUCUCUCGUUUUCUGGCAUCUAGACUUGAAGCAUACUAUAUACACUCGAUCACAGGCAUCUGAGUUUCAUAUGUUUUCAGCAUACAUGUUUAUACCACCAUCUACAUUAUCAUUGUUCAUCAUUUGGGUUCAAGAGCUUCAGUGAAGCUAUACCCCGUGGGAAAUUUACUGGCGUUUAAGCGAUGUUUUAUCAAAGGAUAAACAAAAGGGAGGCGGGAACUGCGCAAUGCGCAAAUACCGGGAUUAUGCUGCGUCAUGAAGGUUGACGAAGGCAUUGGCAUAAUGUAGCGAUGAGAACCCAGCUACGAUUGGAUUUAUUAGCUAUGGAUAUGGGUCGUGCGCUCAUAAUUCAAAUGAAUUUUGUUAAAACAUC
Trichoderma atroviride IMI 206040 is the source of this 2234-nucleotide messenger RNA. RefSeq lists its product as uncharacterized. The record is from RefSeq and is a predicted model, not a curated record. NCBI's taxonomy places the organism in Eukaryota, Fungi, Ascomycota, Sordariomycetes, Hypocreales, Hypocreaceae.